GAAACUAGGGGCUAUAUAGGUUGGUAACAAGGAGCUAUGAAGCGCUUUGAAGCCAGCCCUAUUGCCGUGUUCAUACUGUCAGCCGCGUUAUGGAGGUCUUCAGAGGCUCUACUCAUGAAGAAGAUGAUGAAGAGCGCAAUGAUGAUGGGAUCAAUGAUGAAGCACGAUAUGUCUGAUUGGUCGAUGCCACUGACACUGAUGCCGCCGGAUUGGCACUAUACUCACCAGACUGAAAUGGAUAUUCAUCCCACGAUAGUGAUGAACGCAAUACCUAAUGGAAAGACGUCUGCCGUCAUGGUAGAAGACUGGCACAGCCACAUGCCCCCCUUGAUGAUGAGCAUGAAACCAUCUAUCGAAAAAAAGGAAACGAUGACCAUGAUGAAAAUGAUGACAAAAAUGAAAGACGGCGCAGAGAUGGCGCACGAGGUAGCCGAUCAAAAGAUGCGCAUGCACAUAAGUAUGCAUGCUGCAAACGAUAAACCUCCUACUGCAAUGACUGUCGAAACUUCUAGACCGCCUUGUAAAGUUAAUCAGAUCAGUGGAGUCAUGACUGUAACGCCAAAUACUGAACCGGUAAUGGCCAGACCCGAAAUGAUAUCUGCGCCUUUAAUGGCGGUACCGCCUCAGAUGAUGCAGCCCCAGAUGGUCCAGCCCCAGAUGGUCCAACCCCAGAUGAUCCAGCCCAUGCAAUCGCCCAUACAGCAACCUGUUAUGAUGAUGCCCACUAACAAUGCGUUCCCAUCUAAUGUCAUGGCUAGCCGCAUGGACCGACGGGCUUGAACGAACACACAUGAAAUACGCGCAUGUUGCUCGAGUUGGAAGAAUUAAUCGGACUGUCCGAUACUGAUCAAUGUCAGAUAUAUACAUAUAAAAGACUCGAGACUUUUUAAUCGUAGCACGAUAUUAUACUUUCAUGAGAUCGGGCGCGUCCGAACCACAUUCGUCCGAACAUUCAUCGCAAUUUGCGGUGCACCGUUAGACCUAUACCAUUCUGUUGAUCUAGUCAGUUACACCAUACUAAUUACAUACAGAUACGUUAACACGCCGUUGAUAGGCCAGCUUGCACGUCCAGCCUAUCGCAAAAGCCUUUUUUUAGCGAACGUAAAAAGGGCUAAUCGUGCAUAUACUAAUCACAAUAUACGCCUUGAAUAGGAGCAUUAAUAAAGUACAUUGUUGUGUGUAUACGAACUUAAUGAAAAAAAUGAAUGUACUGCCUUUAGUAUUUUAUCAUUUGGGUCGUGACUUGAAAAGGAAAUCAUAAAUGGAAUACGGUAUCAGUUACGAACGUAUCAUUCAUCCAUGACGUACCAUGACUAACCAAUAAACUACUGGAGCACGUAUGCAUACCUAGAGUAAGUCAACAAAGCUAAUCGUG
Varroa destructor (honeybee mite) is the source of this 1375-nucleotide messenger RNA. RefSeq lists its product as uncharacterized. NCBI's taxonomy places the organism in Eukaryota, Metazoa, Arthropoda, Arachnida, Mesostigmata, Varroidae. The record is from RefSeq and is a predicted model, not a curated record.